AUGAAAAACACCCACCCCCCAGUUUCUGCACUGGCCCUUACAGGCAAAAUCACUGAAUGGCUGACGUUUGACAACAUGCACCACCAGUGGCUUCUGUUGGCUGCAUGCUUCUGGGUGAUUUUCAUGUUCAUGGUGGCCAGCAAAUUCAUCACCUUGACCUUUAGAGACCCGGACGCUUACAGCGCCAAACAGGAGUUCCUGUUCCUGACAGCCAUGCCGGAUCCUGGGAAGUUACAGGGGGAGCAGCAGUUUCCUGAGGAACUGAAGCCAACGGGGAAGGUGCUCUCAGACGGCCAGCUUGUUCAGCCCUUGGUCUAUAUGGAGCGCCUGGAGCUCAUCCGAAACGUCUGCAGGGACGAGGCGCUGAAGAACCUCUCACACACGGCUGUGUCCAAGUUUGUCCUGGACCGAAUAUUCGUCUGUGACAAGCACAAGAUCCUCUUCUGCCAGACUCCCAAAGUGGGCAACACACAGUGGAAGAAAGUGCUGAUCGUGUUAAAUGGUGCCUUUCCUUCCAUCGAAGACAUCCCUGAGAAUGUGGUUCAUGACCAUGAAAAGAACGGCCUCCCUCGUCUCUCUGCCUUCAGCGAUGCAGAAAUUCAGAAGCGCUUGAAAACCUACUUCAAGUUUUUUAUUGUAAGAGAUCCCUUUGAAAGACUGAUAUCUGCUUUUAAGGACAAGUUCGUCCACAAUCCCCGCUUUGAACCCUGGUACAGGCAUGAGAUUGCCCCAGGCAUCAUCAGGAAGUACAGGCGGAACCGGACGGAGACGCGGGGCAUCCAGUUUGAAGAUUUUGUGCGCUACCUGGGUGAUCCAAACCACCGAUGGCUGGACCUCCAGUUUGGGGAUCACAUCAUUCAUUGGGUGACGUACGUCGAGCUGUGCGCGCCCUGCGAGAUAUCAUACAGUGUGAUUGGUCACCACGAGACCCUGGAGGACGACGCCCCGUACAUCUUAAAAGAGGCGGGCAUAGACCACCUGGUGUCAUACCCCACCAUCCCUCCGGGCAUCACCGUGUAUAACAAAACCAAGGUGGAGCACUACUUCCUGGGCAUCAGCAAACGGGACAUCCGGCGUCUGUAUGCCCGUUUUGAAGGGGACUUUAAGCUCUUUGGGUAUCAGAAGCCAGAAUUUUUGUUAAACUAA
Pipistrellus nathusii (Nathusius's pipistrelle) is the source of this 1146-nucleotide messenger RNA. The record is from the annotation of a GenBank genome assembly. Lineage: Eukaryota; Metazoa; Chordata; Mammalia; Chiroptera; Vespertilionidae.